Messenger RNA from Rhopalosiphum maidis (corn leaf aphid), 3111 nucleotides. RefSeq names its product kappa-type opioid receptor-like. The record is from RefSeq and is a predicted model, not a curated record. Gene Ontology annotation, biological process: G protein-coupled receptor signaling pathway. Lineage: Eukaryota; Metazoa; Arthropoda; Insecta; Hemiptera; Aphididae. Gene Ontology annotation, cellular component: membrane. The transcript has 3 exons. Bases 143 to 1492 code for a protein of 449 amino acids. Gene Ontology annotation, molecular function: neuropeptide Y receptor activity.
CUGGUUAUCACCAAGAAGCAGCAGCGGCGGCACCUUUGUACAAACUAUAACGGUCAACGUACUCGAAGACUAACAGUAGUUCGGCGCACAAAAUGAGUUUGUUCAACACGUCGUACCUGAUGGGCAAUGACACAACGGGCGGAUGGGGUCCAAGGUAUUUUUUCACGUUCUACUCGGAGUUCGGCGACGAGCAGGCCGAGUCGGCUGUCGAGGUGACAGUGUUCAUGGUAAUAUUCGCCGCGUCCGUCGUGGCCAACGUAUCCAUCGCCUGGGCGGUGCUCAGAUACCGGGAGAUGCGCACCGUCACCAACUGUUUCCUGCUCAACCUCACCGUGGCCGACCUACUGUUCGCCGUCACCACGCCGGCGCUAGCCUACGUCCGUGUCCGGCCCGACUGGCCGUUUGGCGAUUUCGUAUGCCGGUUGUUGCCUUACUCGCAGUUCGUUUGCGGUUUCGUGCUGCUGUGGACGCUGACGCUGAUCAGCAUGGACCGGCACCGGUGCAUCGUCGUGCCGCCAUACCGUUCGCAGCUGACGCCCCGCCGUGCCACCGUGCUCACCGUGCUCACGUGGCUGAUCGCGCUGGCGGUGUUCAUGCCAGUGCCGUUCUGGUUCCACGAGCAGGCCGUGAUGGGCGGCACCGCGGUGAACGUGUGCACGCUGGUGUUCCCCAAGAACGACACGUUCAAGAUGUCCAUCGUGUUCACCGUGUCCGUGGUGUCGCUGUCCUGCAUCCUGCCGCUGUCGCUGUUCGUCUACCACUACCAGCGGAUAUUCCACAAGUUGAACAAGACCCGACGGCGGAUCGAGCACUCCGUCUCGCAUCGGUCCGCCGCCGUCCACACUGCGUCCCGGAACAGCCUGUCGCCGCCCACCAACGGUUCCACGCCGCAGGUGUUGGUGCGGCACGAAGAGCUCCGGUACAGGAAACACGUGCGCGUGGUGCGCGUGCUGCUGAUCAACGUGAUCGUGGUGCUGGUGAUGUGGCUGCCGAUCACCGUCGUGAUGUGCCUGAUCUACGUGGACGGCAGCCGGGACACGGAGGACACGGGCUACUUCCUGCGGUCGCACCACUUCAUCAUGGGCCUGCUGUUCGCGCUCCUCAACACGGUCGUCAACCCCAUCCUGUACGGCGUGCUGUCCGAGAACUUCCGCAAGUGUUUCGCCCGGCUGUGGUUCAUAUCGAAGCGCCGGCGGGCCAUGCACAGGGAGCUGCUGGACAACGCCAGCAAGGGCGGCGCCCGGACGCCCAGCAACGGCCACUACAACUCGACGCUGCAGCCCGGCAGUUCGGCGUCCGUGGUCGAGCUGCCGGCCACCGCGAUCGUGUCGUCGUCGGCCACCAACGAGUGUUGGUGACGGGGUGCCGACGACGACGCCCGACCGUCCUCCCCGUCCCGCCGCCCCAUAUCCGCACACUCCAACCCCGACACGACCGUCACGACCGCAUAGAGAACACGUCGUCGUUGUUGUUAUUAUUAUUAUUAUUGUAACGAGUGUUCUAUCGAAUGAUAUUAUAUAAUUUAUGACGUUUUACCUGUACAGCCGAUCGUCGUUAGCCGCACGGUACCUAACGUAAAGUAUAUAGUACGUAAUAUCGUGUUCAUACGACGGGGGAACGUACAUACAGGUCUGUGAACCGUUCAGUUGCAGGACGAAGCGUGUACGGUGGUUUAUACUGGCGCGAAUCGCACGGAUGUGAAGGGUGCCUAGAUUUAAUACUACCUAUAUACCUAAUAUACCCACUUAUUCUAUACCUAUAACAUAUAGCACCCCGAACCCUGCAGUGAUUAUACCAAAAAUAAUUAAAAACCUCGAGCACCUACCGGAAUGGGUCGUAGAUAGGCUGUCGGACUUGAUGAACUAUAGUUUAUUCCGCGAAGACCGGAAGAGAUGUAGCUAGGUAGUACUUGACGAAGAAACUGUUUUGAAUAAAUAAUAUUAUCAUACCUAACUGUAUCAUUACGUAUGAGCGUGUACAAAUAAUUUGUACUGCGUGAAUAAUAUCAUAUACCUACCCACCUAUAAUGGAUUUAAAUCAAUGAUUUUAUCGAUUCGAUUGACUAUAGAGAUAUCGGAUAUAAUAUGGAUACCCACGACUCCUCCAAAACGUCUCUGACGCUUAGACCCACUAUAAUAGUUUUAGAUGUUUUGCGCCUAUUGUACAUAGGCAUUCGUACACGAUAUCAUAUUCUACGCACCGUUACCUCUAACAAACCGCUACCUCUCAGCCCCGUCAUAUUAAUCCAUCUGUAUGCGUACAUAACGUGCGUGCGGAUUGGGCCGCGGGUUUAAGCCUAUAGAUGGUGUCUAACCCAAUCGCGAGACUACAAUAAUAAGAGUUAUUAUGCGGAUUAUAGCGAUAUGUACAUAAUACGGUUCCCGAUCUGUACGUCCCCGAGUGUAGUCAAAAACAUCCCCUCCACUACCACCAACCCCACCCUGAAAGCACGCCAUGACAUCGGAUGAUCUCACUAUAAUAAUUUAAUGUUAUGAUAUAAUAUAUUAUUGUAAUGUAAAUAGGUAUUAUUAUUUAUAAUAAAUACGACAUAGACUUAUCUUAUACAUACCUGUACAGUAUACACGUUAUGUAUAAUAAUAUAUAAUAAUGAAUAAUAAGAUAUUAGUGAGUAUAUACCUACCCGUUAUUCGUCAUAUACGUUUAUUAAUUGAACUAUUAAUUAUUACUAUUAUUACUAUUGUCCUAUUGAUAUAUUGUAUCAUGUAUUUUUUUAGUUUUGUAGAAUGUUAUUUUUAUUUAUUAUUUUUUUUGUAGCAUAAACAUUUUUUAUCUAUAUGUUUAUAUCCAAGAACAUACCACAAAAUAUUAUUGUAAAUGUGUGACUAUUUAUUUAUUAAAUCGAUGUAUAUAUGGUUAUUUAAUCGGUGUAACGUAAGUAAACGUGGGAAACGAUGUACGAAAGUGAUUUUUUUUUUUAUGUUUAACAUGUUAUUUUAACGAGUCCCAUGUGUUACCCAAUAUAUAUAAUUACAUUAUUAUUUAUUAUCUAUGUGUUAUCCAUAUCGAUUUUUUUACGAGAUUAUUUAACUGAACAUUUGUAAGACAUACACAUACACUGAUACACAUAAAGAGUUGUGAAUAUAUUUUUUA